Messenger RNA from Gossypium arboreum, 6661 nucleotides. Its product is annotated as guanine nucleotide exchange factor SPIKE 1. The transcript is spliced from 31 exons. The coding region runs from base 458 to 5989 and encodes 1843 amino acids. NCBI's taxonomy places the organism in Eukaryota, Viridiplantae, Streptophyta, Magnoliopsida, Malvales, Malvaceae. The record is from RefSeq and is a predicted model, not a curated record. Gene Ontology annotation, biological process: positive regulation of GTPase activity; small GTPase-mediated signal transduction. Gene Ontology annotation, molecular function: guanyl-nucleotide exchange factor activity.
CUUUGGAAUCAAGCUUAAAUAGCUUUAGCACGAUUCUGUUUUACAGUUUUGUUUUUAAAUGAACAUUUUUACAUCUUUAAUGCUUCACAAAUGUUUAAGCACAUUUGUUGAUGACCAUAUCUACAUUAAAAUAGCAGCGUGACCAAAAAAAAAAAAAAAAAGGAAAGAAAGAAAAGAAAGCAGCGUGACAAGGGGAGACGAGACGAUGACGAGAGGAGACGAGAUGAGACGAGAUGAGAAUAGGGUCGGGAGUGGGGAAUGAAUGAGAUAAAUCAAAACGACAGUUCCUAUUUCCGGAUUUUAGACUGAUAUUGACUCCUGUUUUAUGUAGUGUGUCCGUGCUCCUCUCUCCUGCUCUUUUACGCCCCAACUUGCGUCGCUGUGGGUUCAGCCUUCUCUGUCAGAUCUCUUGUUUUGCUGUAGCUAAUCGAUCCCUUGUCUUUUAGAAUCUGGCGUAAUGGAUGGCAACGUUGCUACCAAUGGCAACGGGGGCGGUGGGUAUCGCUUUCGGAGAAUUCCUCGACAUUCGCUCGCUCAUCUCAAGCUGGAUCCAUUGCUUGAUGACAAUUUGGAGCAGUGGCCACAUCUAACCGAACUCAUUCAGUGCUACAAAAGCGAUUGGAUUAAAGAUGAUAACAAAUAUGGCCACUACGAAAGUAUCAGUCCCGAUUCAUUCCAGAAUCAGAUAUUUGAAGGUCCAGAUACUGAUAUUGAGACUGAAAUGCAGCUUGCCAGUGCUAGACAAAUUAAGGCUGAAGAUGCUACCGAUGAUGACUUGCCAAGUUCCUCAGGAAGGCAAUUUCCCAACUCUAAUGUUACAAAGCAUUUUGGUCAGUCUCCUCUCCCAGCUUAUGAACCUGCUUUUGACUGGGGAAAUGAAAGGUCAAUGAUAUUUGGCCAAAGGAUCCCAGAAACCCCUACCACACACUAUGGCAGUGGGUUGAAGAUCUCUGUCAAAGUUCUAUCGCUUUCCUUUCAAGCUGGAAUUGUUGAGCCAUUCUAUGGAACCAUGUGCAUAUAUAAUCGGGAGAGAAGAGAAAAAUUAUCUGAAGAUUUUUAUUUUUCUGUUCUUCCAAGUGAAAUGCAGGAUGCUAAAGUGUCUUUAGAACCUCGUGGGAUAUUCUAUUUAGAUGCUCCAUCAGCAUCAAUCUGUUUGCUAAUCCAGUUAGAGAAGCCUGCAACAGAAGAAGGCGGUGUAACCCCUUCGGUUUAUUCACGUAAAGAACCGGUGCACUUGACUGAGAGAGAGAGGCAGAAGCUGCAGGUGUGGUCUCGUCUAAUGCCUUACAGAGAGUCUUUUGCCUGGGCCAUUGUUCCAUUAUUUGACAAUAGCAUCGCUGCAGCUUCUGGUGGAUCUGCUUCUCCCAGCAGUCCUCUUGCUCCCAGCAUGUCUGGUUCAAGUUCUCAUGAGGGUGUAUUUGAGCCCAUUGCUAAGGUCACAUCAGAUGGGAAACUGGGUUGCUCAAGUGGUAGUUCUGUUAUUGUUGAAAUAUCUAAUCUAAAAAAAGUGAAGGAAAGCUACACUGAAGAGUCACUUCAGGAUCCUAAACGAAAAGUACAUAAACCUGUAAAAGGUGUUCUGAAAUUGGAAAUUGAGAAACACCAGACUGCUCUUGCUGAGCUGGAUAAUAUAUCAGAAGGUGGCAGUGCGACAAAUGAUUCCCUGGAUGCUGGGGAGCCAGUUGCUGAUUUAAUGUUUUCAAGGAGUCCUGGAAAUGGUCUGGAUGGUCCUCAGACUAGCAACUCCAAGUGGAUCGCAAUUGAUGGGAAAGAGGUUUCUGGAAAUGGAUCUAACAGUCAUGGAAAUCUAGAUUUAUGUGCAGAUGAUUUUCAAGCUUUUGACUUCCGCACAACAAUGAGAAAUGAGCCAUUCUUGCAGCUUUUUCAUUGUCUAUAUGUGUAUCCGUUAACUGUGAAUUUGAGUCGGAAAAGGAAUCUAUUCAUACAAGUUGAGCUAAGAAAGGAUGAUGCUGAUGCUCGGAGGCAGCCCUUAGAGGCAAUCCAUCCAAGGGAUCGUGGUUCAUCACACCAGAAAUAUGCUCACACACAAGUUGCUGUUGGUGCUAGGGUUGCCUGCUAUCACGAUGAGAUUAAAGUUUCACUUCCUGCUGUCUGGACACCAUCACAUCACCUGUUAUUUACUUUUUUCCAUGUUGAUCUUCAAACUAAACUUGAAGCUCCAAAACCAGUAGUUAUAGGAUAUGCAGCACUUCCAUUAUCGACACAUGCCCAAUUGCGAUCUGAAAUUUCUUUACCGAUAAUAAGGGAAUUGGUUCCACAUUAUCUCCUGGAUUCUGGCAAGGAGAGGUUGGAUUAUUUGGAAGAUGGAAAAAAUGUAUUCAAAUUGCGGUUAAGACUUUGUUCAUCUCUAUACCCGAUUAAUGAGCGCAUCAGAGAUUUUUUUCUUGAGUAUGAUAGACACACUCUUCGAACAAGCCCACCUUGGGGUUCUGAACUUUUGGAGGCAAUUAACAGCUUAAAGAAUGUCGAUUCCACUGCUUUGCUUCAGUUUCUUCACCCGAUUCUAAAUAUGCUUCUCCAUCUUAUAGGGAAUGGUGGAGAAACCCUUCAGGUUGCUGCAUUCAGAGCCAUGGUUAAUAUCCUGACAAGGGUGCAGCAAGAGUCAGUUGAUGAUUCUGAACGAAAUCGCUCUCUAGUUAACUAUGUAGAUUAUGCUUUCGAUGACUUUGGUGGUCGUCAACCCCCAGUUUAUCCGGGCUUGUCUACUGUGUGGGGUAGCUUGGCUCGUAGUAAGGCUAAGGGUUAUCGUGUUGGACCAGUGUAUGACGAUGUGCUGGCAAUGGCUUGGUUUUUUCUUGAGCUAAUUGUUAAGUCAAUGGCAUUGGAGCAAACACGUCUGUUCUAUCAUAGCCUUCCAUUAGAUGAAGAUGUUCCCCCGAUGCAGUUGAAAGAGGGUGUGUUCAGAUGUAUAAUCCAGCUGUAUGAUUGCCUUCUAACUGAAGUUCAUGAGCGUUGUAAGAAAGGGCUAAGCUUGGCGAAACGAUUGAACAGCAGUCUGGCAUUCUUUUGUUAUGAUCUUUUAUCCAUUAUUGAGCCUCGCCAGGUUUUUGAAUUGGUGUCCUUGUAUCUGGACAAGUUUUCUGGGGUAUGUCAAUCAGUUCUGCAUGAUUGCAAGCUAAUUUUUCUGCAGAUAAUAUGUGAUCAUGAUCUUUUUGUGGAAAUGCCUGGGAGAGACCCCUCAGACAGGAACUAUCUUUCAUCUGUCUUGAUUCAAGAGCUUUUCCUUACUUGGGAUCAUGAUGAUUUAUCUCAGCGUGCUAAGGCAGCUAGAAUUUUGGUGGUUGUUUUAUGUAAGCAUGAGUUUGAUGCUCGGUACCAAAAACCUGAAGACAAGCUGUAUAUUGCUCAACUAUAUUUUCCCCUCAUUGGCCAGAUUCUAGAUGAAAUGCCCGUAUUUUACAACUUAAAUGCUGCCGAAAAGCGUGAAGUUUUGAUUGUUAUCUUGCAAAUCGUGCGGAAUCUGGAUGAUGCAUCAGUUGUUAAGGCUUGGCAGCAAAGCAUUGCUCGAACUAGAUUAUUUUUCAAACUCAUGGAGGAAUGCCUGGUUCAUUUUGAGCACCGAAAGCCUGCUGAUGGAAUGCUUAUAGGAAGCAGUUCUCGCAAUCCUGUGGGUGAUGCACCUACAUCACCAAAGUAUUCUGAUAAGCUUUCUCCUGCAAUCAACAAUUAUUUAUCUGAAGCAUCGAGACAAGAAGUUAGACCUCAGGGAACUCCUGAAAAUGGUUACUUGUGGCAGAGGGUGAAUUCUCAGCUGAGCUCCCCUAGCCAGCCAUAUUCCUUGAGAGAAGCUCUGGCUCAGGCCCAAUCUUCUAGGAUUGGAGCUUCAGCCCAAGCACUUAGAGAAUCUUUGCAUCCAAUUUUGCGACAAAAACUGGAGCUUUGGGAAGAAAACUUGAGUGCUGCUGUUAGUCUUCAGGUUUUAGAAAUAUCUGAGAAAUUUUCUGCAAUGGCGGCAUCCCAUAGCAUUGCUACUGAUUAUGGAAAACUUGAUUGUUUAUCAUCUAUAAUUAUGAGCUUCUUUUCCCGAAAUCAGCCACUGGUUUUCUGGAAAGCUUUUCUGCCUGUCUUCAACAAUGUAUUUGAUCUUCAUGGGGCAACGCUAAUGGCUAGGGAGAAUGAUCGUUUCUUAAAACAAGUUGCCUUUCAUCUACUUCGACUUGCAGUCUUUCGAAAUGAUAAUAUUAGGAAAAGAGCUGUUAUUGGGCUUCAGAUACUCGUGAGGAGUUCAUUCUACUUCAUGCAGACUGCAAGGUUGAGGGUAAUGCUGACUAUCACCUUGUCCGAGCUAAUGUCUGACAUGCAGGUGACUCAGAUGAAGUCUGAUGGGACACUUGAGGAAAGUGGUGAAGCACGAAGGCUUCGAAAAUCUUUAGAGGAAAUGGCAGAUGAAGUCAAGAGCUCUGGCCUUUUGAAGGAAUGUGGACUUCCUGAGGAUGCUCUAUUGGUAACUCCAGAAAAUUUUAAAGAGAAUAGAUGGUCCUGGUCAGAAGUAAAAUCUCUCUCUGGCAGCCUUCUUCUUGCCCUUGAUGCUAGUCUGGAGCAUGCACUGUUGGGCUCUGUAAUGUCCAUGGAUAGAUAUGCAGCAGCAGAAAGCUUUUACAAGCUUGCAAUGGCAUUUGCCCCUGUCCCAGAUCUUCACAUAAUGUGGUUGCUGCAUUUGUGUGAUGCACAUCAAGAAAUGCAGUCUUGGGCUGAAGCUGCACAGUGUGCUGUGGCUGUUGCUGGUGUUGUAAUGCAGGCUCUUGUUGCUAGAAAUGAUGGUGUUUGGAGCAAGGAUCACGUGACAGCCUUACGUAAAAUUUGUCCUAUGGUCAGCAGUGAAAUCACAUCGGAGGCAUCAGCAGCUGAGGUUGAGGGAUACGGUGCUUCGAAGCUCACUGUUGACUCUGCUGUUAAGUACCUACAACUUGCAAAUAAACUUUUCUCUCAAGCUGAACUCUAUCAUUUCUGUGCAAGCAUUUUGGAACUCGUUAUUCCAGUUUAUAAGAGCAGAAGAGCAUAUGGACAACUGGCUAAAUGUCAUACAUUGCUCACAAACAUCUAUGAAUCAAUCCUUGAGCAGGAGUCAAGCCCUAUCCCUUUCACUGAUGCUACUUACUAUAGGGUUGGAUUUUAUGGUGAGAGAUUUGGUAAGCUGGACCGGAAAGAAUAUGUUUACCGAGAACCUCGUGAUGUGCGCUUGGGUGAUAUAAUGGAAAAACUUAGUCAUAUAUAUGAAUCUAGGAUGGAUGGUAAUCAUACAUUGCACAUUAUUCCUGAUUCCAGACAGGUGAAGGCAGAGGAGUUGCAGCCUGGAGUCUGUUACCUGCAGAUAACAGCUGUUGAUCCAGUCAUGGAAGAUGAAGAUUUGGGAAGCAGAAGGGAAAGAAUCUUUUCUCUUUCUACUGGAACUGUCCGUGCACGUGUUUUUGACCGCUUCUUAUUUGACACUCCAUUCACGAAAAAUGGCAAGACCCAAGGUGGAUUGGAAGACCAAUGGAAAAGGAGGACUGUUCUUCAGACUGAGGGCUCAUUCCCUGCACUUGUCAAUAGGCUCUUGGUGAUAAAAUCUGAAUCACUUGAAUUUUCUCCGGUUGAGAAUGCGAUUGGAAUGAUUGAAACUCGAACAGCAGCCCUACGAAAUGAGUUGGAAGAGCCUCGUAGUUCCGAAGGAGACCAACUGCCUCGUCUUCAGAGCCUGCAAAGAAUUCUUCAAGGCAGUGUUGCAGUUCAAGUGAAUAGUGGUGUUCUGAGUGUGUGCACAGCCUUCUUGUCUGGUGAACCUGCCACAAGGUUGCGUUCUCAGGAGCUACAGCAACUUAUUGCUGCACUCCUUGAAUUUAUGGCUGUUUGCAAGCGGGCAAUUCGUGUACACUUCAGACUAAUAGGAGAAGAAGACCAAGAUUUCCACACACAACUAGUGAAUGGAUUUCAAUCUCUCACAGCAGAGCUAUCUCAUUACAUCCCUGCAAUUCUAUCAGAGCUCUGAUAAUGUUGUAAGCAUUACUUGCUCCGAUAUAUCUUUCUGGUGCAAGCUGUUCAUAAAGAUUGUGACACAUUCUUUUUGUAGAUCUGUGCUCAAAUGAUGAUUGUUGAUGUAUGUAAUAACCAAUUUGUUUGUGUGCAAUGGUGGAUUACUUAUUGAAGCUAUAUCCCUCCUGCCUAAGCAAAAUUGGGCAAGGCAUUUUUGGUCAGUGACAUGUUACUUCUAGGAUGAUCAGAUGAGAAUCAGGUAAAGCUCAUUUGCCAAAACGCUAUGUAGAGUAGUAUUAUUCAACAGGUUUUACAAAGGACCUCUAGAAAUGGGAAUCUGUAUUUUCUGAUUAUCGUUUAAAUUAAUCAAAUCACAAGAAAGAAUCAUGCAGGGUUAGGGUCAUCCAUAUUAGAUGGAACUUCCUACAUAAUUCUGGAAAGUGAUUGGUUAAUUAUAGUGCAGUGAAUGUAAGGGUAUGCUUAUGCAGGUAAUGACAGUGCUACUACUGACUGCACAGCACACCUGACACUGCUAAGUGCUGAUGCUAUAAUUUGUGCGGUUGGGAACGUUUUGGCUCUAGAAUUGCGGUUUACUAAGAAUUUUUUUUUCUUCCUUUGUUAUUAAGUGUAAGUAUGAACAUCAUGAUAUUUUUUUGUUUAUAUUUUAAUUCUAUUCGCUGGUGAAAAA